Messenger RNA from Spea bombifrons (plains spadefoot toad), 1946 nucleotides. It is a transcript of the gene ASAH1, whose product is annotated as N-acylsphingosine amidohydrolase 1. Gene Ontology annotation, biological process: fatty acid metabolic process. The transcript has 14 exons. NCBI's taxonomy places the organism in Eukaryota, Metazoa, Chordata, Amphibia, Anura, Pelobatidae. The record is from RefSeq and is a predicted model, not a curated record. Gene Ontology annotation, cellular component: lysosome. The coding region runs from base 141 to 1328 and encodes 395 amino acids. Gene Ontology annotation, molecular function: fatty acid amide hydrolase activity; N-acylsphingosine amidohydrolase activity.
CAUAUGACCGCGGCCACCCCUCUCUUUUAGGAGUGGUACGCUCCGAUGUCUGUCAUGUGACAGGUACAGUAUGUGACACUGAUUAGUCAGGGAGCCGUCCCGGGAAGUUGCUUCGUGUUCUUUGCAGCGGGUUCGGGAUUAUGGCUGUCUCCGUGUGCGCAGUUUAUAUUCUGCUGGCCGUUUGCGGGAUUGGCGGCCUGGCACAGGACGUGCCCCCGUACACAGAGGAUUGCAGAAGUGGAACCUACCCUCCCAGCGGGCCAACGUACAAAGGACCUGUGCCGUGGUAUACAGUGAAUUUAGAUCAGGCUCCUUAUGAAAGGUGGCAAAGUAUGAUAAAGGAUAAGAAAGAACCACUAAACGAUGUCAUUCAGCAUAUUAAGAAGCUGGCCAAUUUUGUUAUCCCUAGUGGAAAGCUUAUAGUUUUAGUGGAUGCCCUUUUGCCUGGCCUCAUUGGAAAGCUCCCGUACCCGUUUGGGGAGGAAAUUAAAGGAGUCGCUGAUGCUGCUGAAACCCCCUUAGGAGAAAUCCUGCUAUUUAACAUAUUUUAUGAAGUCUUUACUGUGUGUACAUCUGUGGUGGCGGAAGACUCAUCCGGAAAGCUCUAUCAUGCCAGAAAUCUGGAUUUUGGAUUAUUUCUUGGCUGGGAUGUGAAGAACAGUUCGUGGAUGAUCACCGAGUUACUGAGACCGUUGGUCGUAAACGUGAACUUUGUGAGAAAUAAUAAAACGGUUUUCAUGUCCACAAGCUUUGCUGGAUACGUGGGAAUGUUAACUGGAAUGAAGCCUGGGAUCUUCACUCUUACAAUGAAUGAACGCUUCAGUCUUGACGGAGGUUACAUUGGUGUGAUUGAGUGGAUUCUUGGUGACAGAGAUGGAAGUUGGAUGAGUUUCCUUACAAGAAGUGUACUGGAGAAUGCAACAAGUUAUGAUGAAGCCAAAGCCCUCCUAUCAAAAACCCAAAUUCUUGCUCCAGCGUACUUUAUAUUAGGAGGAAAUAAGUCCGGGGACGCCUGUGUGAUCACACGCUCCAGAAAAUCCUGCCUCGAUAUCUGGGAACUUGACACUAAGGAUGAUAGAUGGUACGUACUGGAGACAAACUACGACCAUUGGAAGCCCCCGUUACCCAUUGAUAACAGAAGGGAUCCAGCAAAGAAAUGCAUGAACAGAACUGGCCAAAAGAAUAUCUCAUUUACAACUAUGUAUGAUGUACUUUCAACCAAACCUGUCCUUAACAAGCUCACCACAUACACAGCACUCAUGUCAGUUUCAGACGGCAAGCUCGAAGCAUACCUGCGAGACUGUCCAGAUCCGUGUGUCCCUUGGUGAAAAAUAUUAUUAUAGCGAGGGUUAAGUACAAAAUAUGAUUCUGGGGCAAACUUUAGAAAAUUGCCGACACGGUCAAUGUUUAUGCAUAGCCCCAACGUAAAUGUAACGCAACCAAAGAAACUGCCAGCUGACUCCAGCAUCCCUGAAGAAGAGCAAAACAUUAAAAGGAAAAGAGAGAAGAGGGAAUCCUUCUGUUUGGUUGCGUGGAAAUAGAAUCCAUGGCCACAGACACUACUGAUACGCUUGAUAUCGAACGUCUUAUAAUGAUUGCACUGUAUUCAGAAGAACUUCUACACUAUUGUGUGCUCAUCUGGUCUAUAGAUGUGGAUGUCUCACCUGAUCAUUUAACAUCAACAUGUUGAUUCUUUACUUUAUAUUCAUACCUUGCAUCUUGUUCUCUUGUUUUGUAUUCUAAUUAAACGUAACGCUAAAGCAGUCUUAUGGAUUACAUAAAAAAUGUACAGGAAACAGCACAAAAUAAAGAGCAAACCUGCAGUCGGGUGUAUUAAGAAUUAUGCAUAACAUUGAUAUAUGAUUCUUUAAAAAAAUGGUUUAUGGGGUGUCUGGCUCUGUGUCUUUUUGUACUUUCUACUGAUAAUAAAAGAGAUUUACACCUUC